Messenger RNA from Fusarium fujikuroi IMI 58289, 711 nucleotides. RefSeq lists its product as uncharacterized. The record is from RefSeq and is a predicted model, not a curated record. The coding region runs from base 1 to 711 and encodes 236 amino acids. Lineage: Eukaryota; Fungi; Ascomycota; Sordariomycetes; Hypocreales; Nectriaceae. The transcript is spliced from 4 exons.
AUGUCGCAGGACUUCGAGCUAGUCGCCGACCCCUCGAUCGAUGCCCCCUUCACAAGGUCUUGGAUGACCUUGGAGAACCCCUCAUCGGCAUCCCCAGCGCUCAUCGCGCUGCUCGAUAGCCAAGAAUAUCUUUCGAACCAAGUCUCCAAGCUCACGGAAAUGGUCGCUGAUCUCAAGGUUGGGCCUCGCAGCAGGCGAUCUUCCGCAAGCAGCCGAAAGAGCGGAGAUUCAGAUGUCACCAACCCCAUCGAAAAUGAGGCCGUCGAUUCUUUCAUUGAGGAUGAGGACAUCCUCACCAUCUUCGGAGCUUUCGUCGCCGAAACAGGUCAUCCGCUCAACUACGGGGGCAAGUUCCGUGACGCAGCUGUCGACAGGAUCAAGGCGUCCUGGGACCCUGAUACUCUUGAUGAAGUUAUCGCUCGCCUCCUGUCGCUCGAAGAUCACGAUGUCAUCCGUCUUUACACCGGCCUAAGUGCUCAGCACCGUGAGAGAAAGGCCGGGGGCAAGGGAAAGAAGUCCGCGGUCCAAACCCGCACCGAGUCUUUUCAGACGGCCAUCGACGGUGAGGAUACCACUCCUCACGGUCGAGGAGAGAAGAGAAAGGCUCCAAAGACUCCUGCUCGUCGCCGCCAGCGCGUUAACCCUUCUGCCAAUACCAUAAGAACGACCAUGAGGGGAGACUUUACAUCAGAUCUAUGGUACGUUACCUAA